Blepharisma stoltei is the source of this 615-nucleotide messenger RNA. NCBI's taxonomy places the organism in Eukaryota, Ciliophora, Heterotrichea, Heterotrichida, Blepharismidae. The record is from the annotation of a GenBank genome assembly.
AUGGAAGCAGAAGAAGCCAAUAAGCUUUACAGGAUUUGGAGGACCCUCAUGCAAAUGCUGCAAGACAGAGAAUACCACGUGCCUAACGAUCAAGCAAACUAUACUCUUGCCGCUUUCAAAGAUAAAUACUGUGAGUCCAAAACAAGGGAAGCCUUAAACUUCCAGUUCUCAAAAGUAGACGACGACAACAAAAAGAUCUUUGUUUGUUUCCCUGACGACCAAAGAAUCGCUGUCCCCAUCAUUGCAUCAGUUGCCCAAAGAAUGCACAAAGAAGGAUUCGAACGAGCAAUAAUUAUUGGCAAAGGGAUCAUAACCCCUUCAGCUAAAACUGCCAUUGUGGAGCUGCAAAAUCAUUUUAUAAUAGAAUAUUUCGAAGAAAAAGAGCUCUUGGUCAACAUCACUGAGCAUGAACUUGUACCAAAGCACAUUGUGAUGACUUCAGAAGAAAAGGGAGCCUUGCUAAAAAGAUAUAGAGUCAAGGAAAGCCAGCUCCCAAAAAUCCAAACUACUGAUCCUGUAGCAAGAUAUCUAGGCCUGCAGAGAGGACAAGUUGUGAAAAUUAUAAGGAAUAGCGAAACAGCUGGAAAAUAUAUUACAUACCGCUUAGCAGUUUAA